AUGAAAGCCUCUCAUGACGCAGAGCCAGCCGCCGGUGGUGCUAUCAAGGUCGAAUACGCUCAGCACGUCAAAACCUGCUUCGACUUUGCCGCUAUGCUGCGAUAUGCCAUUCCUGCAGCGCAUAGAUGGAUGGACCAGCUCGAGGACAGUGCUGGCACACCGCCAGAGUCACCUACCUCGUUUUCCGGGGUUGGGACUCCCUCGUGCGACGCGGUGUCGGGCCUGAAGGCUGCCUUCUCUGCGACUGACCUCCGGGAACGGCUGGCGAAGGUUCAAGAUGAAGCGCCGCAGGCUUCACCACCCACGCCAAGCGCCUCCAAGCGCAAGUGCGGUACUGAUGCGGCACAUGACGACGGGCUGGGAGGCUCACAGGAGAAGAAGCCUCGUACGGUAGUUAGCGGCGCUAAUCCCUUGGACGGCCCGUCUCGUGCUCGUAAGCCUCGUAAACCCAAAGCGCUAAUCCCUCUCGGCGUGCAAAAGCCAGCAAACCGUCGCCGUGCAAAGAAACGAUGCGAGCAGAGGGGUGGAGACGACGGCCACCCUUGGCAAAAGCACCACACCACCUACUACGAGCGGCCGCAUGCCUUUGAAGUCCUCGUUUGCGACGAACAUGGCGAAGUCAAGUUCUCAGUCUGUUCUCGCGCGGCGUAUACAGGGAGUCGUACGAAGGAGAAGCAGCUGAACCGCGUUCUUACGGAGGCCGAGCUGAAGGAGCUUGGGUUCAAGAAGAUCCCGUGGGAUGGCGUACAUACCUUGCUCAUUCUCGACGAAGAGGAGGCCAUCAUUGUGGCGUUUGUGCCUCCUCCCCGCGACGACAGCCAGAAGGAUGCACUCGGCGACCCUGACAAGCCACAGACGUCUGCUCCUCCCUCCACCGCGUCUGAUCCCGCCGGCACUGCGUCGCGCUCAACUGAGACAUCUUCCUCGCCGAUAAAGGCGUUCUACAAGGCCGCAUCCUUCGAAGCCAUGUGCGACGCGCUCGCAGCGGACUUUGGUGCUGCACAGGAUCUCAACCUGCCGUCAAGCUCGCGCGAUGGGCGCCGAGGCAAGUUCAUCGCGAUCAACUUCGGAAUAUCGUACGGUGGAGGCCAGAAGGAGCCCCGCCCGCUGAGCCCGCCCCAGGCGGCAGUCGAGUUCGUCGACCGCCUGAAGGAAAGCCCGAACUUGCGGCGUUUAGCAGCUUGGCAAAGUGAAAUAUUCGCCUCCUAUCAGCCAAAGGCGUACCACCAUGUGCGCUGCAAGAUGGCUCGCCUGCACUCAUGGCGUUCAAGCCUGCGCCCCCCGUUUCCUCGUUCUGUCUACACCACAGCGUGUGCAAACUGCGGCCCGAGCACGGAGUGCUGUGGCCACCACGACCUCACGAACUAUCCUGGCUGCCCGUGCUGCAUCACCGCCCUCGGCGACUUCGAUGCGGAGCACGGCGGACAUUGCGUGCUUCAUGGCCUGCGACUCUAUGUUCCAUUCCCAGCGGGCGCAUCGUGCUUGCUCUCUUCCGCCGGGCUAAUGCACGGUAACACAGCCAUCCAGCCAGGCGAGACUAGAUACUCGUUCACGCAGUACUGUGUCGGCGGUUUGAUGCGAUGGGUGUCGUACGGCUUCAAGCCUGCUGGUGACAUCCCGGCGGAUGUCAGGGCUCAGCUCGACGAGAACGAGGGCGAGGGAUGGGCUGCGCAGUACGCGCGGUUCUCGAAAGUUUGGGAAGUCGAUGAGGACCGCGAGUGGGUGCGCGAGCAGGAGAUGAAAGAAGGCUUGUACUGA
Peniophora sp. CBMAI 1063 is the source of this 1758-nucleotide messenger RNA. The record is from the annotation of a GenBank genome assembly. NCBI's taxonomy places the organism in Eukaryota, Fungi, Basidiomycota, Agaricomycetes, Russulales, Peniophoraceae.